AUGAAAAGCCAUGGAAGUUUAGCAAAUCAUACUUCAGCUUGGGGUUUGGCAAAUUCUAUCACCAUUCAAAUGACUCUGAGAGCAGCAAUAGAGCUCAAUGUGUUUAACAUCAUUGCCAAAUCAGGUCGUGGAGCUCAUCUUACAUCAAAAGAAAUUGUUUCACAAAUACCCAACACAAAUCCAACUUUAGCAGGUGAGAAUUUAGAGCGAAUGCUCAAACUUCUAAGUGUUCACUCUCUCUUAUCCACAUCUCUAAAACCAAACCCUAUCGAUAAGACCAAGCAAGAAACAAGUUAUGGACUAACAGAGGAAGCGCUCUGCCUAGUGCCGAAUGAAGAUGGAGUUUCUUUUGUUCCGAUGGUUUUGUGGGGCUCUGAAAUGCUCGUUUUGAACAGCUACUCAAUGCUCAAGUACACGGUUCUCGAACCGGAGAGUUCUCCCUUUCUCAAAGCGCAUGGGGAGACCAUGUAUGAAUACAUGUCUGACAGACCUGAGCUGUGCCAAUUGUUCGACAAGGUAAUGGGGGUAAAUUCUUACCUAUAUUUUGAUGAUAAGGUGUUUGAGGUUUACAAAGGUUUCGAAGAGGUCAAGGAGCUGAUGGAUGUAGGAGGUGGUGAUGGAACUGUGAUUGCCAAGAUAGUGUCCCAAUAUCCUCAUAUCCGGGGAAUCAACUUCAAUUUGCCGAGUGUUAUAUCGCAAGCUCCUAACUUGCAAGGCGUGGAACAUGUAAGCGGAGAUAUGCUUGAAUCAAUACCAAAGACAGAGUCAGUCAUGUUGAUGUUGAUACUUCAUAAUUGGGAUGAUGAAAACUGUAAGAAGAUAUUGAGAAACUGCUGGGAGGCAAUACCAGAUUAUGGGAAGGUAAUAGCUGUUGAGCAUUAUGUAAUGCCUGAACUAGUUGAUGAAAAUAACCGAGACUUGAAGCGCAUACUGUACAUUGAUAUAGCCAUGAUGGCCUUGUGUCCCGGUGGUAAGGAGCGAACAACAGCUGAAUUUGAUGCUCUAGCCAAAUCCGUAGGUUUUGUGGGAACAAAAAUCUUCCCACUUCCUCAUGGGAGUUAUGUUAUCGAGUUUCUCAAGGGUGGGAGCCUGGAAGCAAUCGUUGAAUAA
This is a messenger RNA of Argentina anserina (silverweed cinquefoil), 1110 nucleotides long. Its product is annotated as (S)-scoulerine 9-O-methyltransferase-like. The transcript has 3 exons. Gene Ontology annotation, molecular function: O-methyltransferase activity; S-adenosylmethionine-dependent methyltransferase activity; protein dimerization activity. Gene Ontology annotation, biological process: methylation. The record is from RefSeq and is a predicted model, not a curated record. The coding region runs from base 1 to 1110 and encodes 369 amino acids. NCBI's taxonomy places the organism in Eukaryota, Viridiplantae, Streptophyta, Magnoliopsida, Rosales, Rosaceae.